This is a messenger RNA of Glarea lozoyensis ATCC 20868, 1026 nucleotides long. RefSeq names its product NAD(P)-linked oxidoreductase. NCBI's taxonomy places the organism in Eukaryota, Fungi, Ascomycota, Leotiomycetes, Helotiales, Helotiaceae. The record is from RefSeq and is a predicted model, not a curated record. The transcript is spliced from 5 exons. Gene Ontology annotation, cellular component: cytoplasm. The coding region runs from base 1 to 1026 and encodes 341 amino acids.
AUGCCAGCUACACUCCAAACUCGCAAACUAGGAAAGAAUGGGCCAGAAAUCCCAGCCAUAGGCUUUGGUCUCAUGGGCAUGUCAGGAUUCUACGGCCCUCUUGAUAGUGAUGAGGAGCGUUUCAAGAUUCUAGACCGGGCUAUUGAACUCGGCGCUACGAAUUGGGAUACCGCAGACAUGUAUAUGGACAGCGAGGAUCUUGUAGGCAAAUGGUUUAAACGAACUGGAAAACGAAAUGAGGUUUUCCUGGCUACGAAAUUCGGAAACAAGAUGGAUGAGAAGGGAAACUUUACCGUGAGUAGCACGGGACCGUAUGUGCGCGAGGCAUGGGAGAAGAGUUCAAAGAGGUUGGGUGUCGAUUGUUUUGAUCUUUAUUACAUGCAUCGAACAGAUGGUGUUACUCCGAUUGAGGAGACCGUUGAGGCGAUGGUGAAGUUGAAGAAUGAGGGAAAGAUCAAGUAUCUCGGUCUCUCAGAAGUCUCAUCCGCCACCCUUCGAAGAGCCUGCAAAAUCCACCACAUCGCCGCCGUCCAAAUGGAAUACUCCCCCUUCUCAAUCGACAUCGAACACGAGUCCACCUCCCUCCUCAAAACAUGCAGAGAACUAGGCGUCGCAGUAGUCGCCUACAGUCCUCUGGGCCGCGGCAUGAUAACCAACGCUUACCGUUCCCCCGCCGACUUCGACGCCUCGGAUUUCCGCCGCUACCUCCCUCGUUUCUCGGAGGAGAACUUCCCCAAGAACAUCAAGCUCGUCGACGGCAUCGUCGAGUUGGCGAAGAAGAAAGGCUGUACGCCUUCUCAGCUGACGCUAGCCUGGUUAUUGAAGCAAGGCAACGAUAUCAUUCCGAUUCCGGGGACGAAGAAGGUGAAGUAUCUGGAGGAGAAUUUAGGGGCGGCGAAGGUGGAAAUUAGUGAUGAAGAGGAGAAGCAGGUUAGGAAGUUGGUGGAGGAUGCGGAGGUUGUUGGGGAUAGGUAUUCGGAGGGGAGUGGAGGGUGUUUGUUUGGUGAUACACCGGAGAGGAAGUGA